AACUCGAACUCACUUUUUAAAGACAUACUCGAGCCGAACCGAACCCGAACCAAUUUUUUAAAACUUUAGUCGAACCGAACCGAACUCGAAUCCAUAAAAGUCGGUUCGAUUCGGGCUCUGUUACCUAAUGAAAUAUUACUUAUUAUUAUGAAAAAGCUCGACAAUGUGGAUGCUCUUUAUUCAUUGUUAGAUGUUAAUAACCAACAGCUUGAUAUUAUAGCACAAGAUAAUACUUUCACUAAUACUCUCAAUUUUGUAUCAACAACACUAACUAAUGAGAUAUUCUCACUUAAUGAUACAGUAAUUGAUCGAUUUUGCAUAAAUAUUUUGCCAAGAAUUCAUCACAAUGUUAAAUCUCUUAUUCUUGACUCACUGUCUAUGGAACGUAUCCUUCGUGUUGCCGAUUAUCCUAAUUUAACUAAACUUAAACUCUUUAAUUUUAGCCUUAACAUUACACGUUAUUAUUUUACAGAUAGAUCACUAAUUGGGAAGAUGCUUCAACGCCAAAUUACAGAUCUUAUUCUUGUAUUCGGAACCGAGUGUAAAGCAAUAUCAAUAAAACUUUAUAGAAUGGAUGUGUAUGGAUAUCUUUUGACAUUCUUCGACAAUCUAAAACAUUUUUCUAAUAUUGGAUCAUAUUCGUACGAUUUUCCACCUUUGCAGCUUUCCAAAUCACCUUUCAGUCCUUUCUUCUCUUCAACUCUUCAAAAAUUAUGUAUUCGUGUAAUGACAUAUGAUGAUUGUCUUGUUUUACUUGAUGGUCGUCUUAAACAAUUAACGACUUUGAUUGUGGAUAUCAUUAAUAUGACAUCUUGUUCAUCAAAUAUUUAUAAUAUGGUAAGUUUGCAUUUUAUUAAUUGA
Messenger RNA from Rotaria sp. Silwood2, 861 nucleotides. Lineage: Eukaryota; Metazoa; Rotifera; Eurotatoria; Philodinida; Philodinidae. The record is from the annotation of a GenBank genome assembly.